AAGCCAGUCAGAAGAGGAAAAAGUCAGAAGAGGAGGCAUCAUGGAGCAAUUCGGAGUGGUCUCGGACAGUGCAGCGCCACUGCUUGUGGCCUCGCUCCUCGCCGCCGUGGCCUUCUUCCUCCUCACGCUGGUCAGACAUGGCGGCAAGCACGGCCGCCUCCCCCCGGGCCCCAUGGCGCUCCCCUUCAUCGGCCACCUCCACCUCAUCCGCCCGCCCCCCCACCGCGCGUUCGACCGCAUCAUCAACCGCUACGGCCCGCUCGUGUACCUCCGCCUCGGCCCCUCCACCCACUGUGUCGUCAUCGGCUCCGCCGACGUCGCCCGCGACGUCCUCAAGUUCGAGGGCAGCAUCCCGGAGCGCCCGCUCACGGCGGUCACGCGGCACCUCGCCUACGACUCGGCCGGCUUCGCCUUCGCGCCCUACGGCCCGCACUGGCGCUUCAUGAAGCGCCUCUGCAUGUCGGAGCUGCUCGGCCCGCGCACCAUCGAGCAGCUGCGCCCCGUCCGCGCCGCCGAGCUCGUUGGCGUCAUGCAGGCGGUGACCGAGGCGGCCGCCAAGGGCGAGACCUUGGACAUGAGCAGGCAGCUCGUUCGCAUGUCCAACAACGCCAUCAUGCGGAUGGUGGCGAGCGAGCUGCCGGGCGACAUGGCCGACGCGGCUCGGGACUGCGCCAAGAAGGUGGCGGAGCUGGUGGGCGCGUUCAACUUGGAGGACUACGUGGCGCUGUGCCGCGGCUGGGACCUGCAGGGGCUCGACCGGAAGACGCGCGACGUGCGCGCCAGGUUCGACGCGCUGUUCGAAUCCAUGAUCAAGGCCAAGGAGAAGCAGCGGCGUGAGGAAGCAGACGAGACCGAGACCAAGACCAAGGACUUGCUUGACAUUCUCAUGGACGCGGCGGCGGACCCGGCCGCGGAGGUCAAGCUCACCCGGGACAACAUCAAGGCGUUCAUCCUCGACAUCUUCACUGCCGGAUCGGACACGACGGCCACCACCGUGGAGUGGAUGCUGGCAGAGCUGCUCAACCACCCGGACUGCCUGCAGAAGCUGCGGGCGGAGCUGGAUGCCGUGGUGGGCAGGUCCCGGGUGGUGGGCGAGCCGGACGUGGCCCAGAUGCCGUACCUGCAGGCGGUGCUCAAGGAGACCCUGCGGCUGCGGCCGCCGGCGGUGUUCGCGCAGCGGGAGGCGAUCGAGCCCAUACACGUCCGUGGGUACACCAUCCCUGUCAAGACGUCCGUCUUCUUCAACAUCUUCUCCAUCGGCCGCGACGCGGCGUGGUGGGACGAGCCGCUCGAGUUCCGGCCGGAGCGGUUCAUGCCAGGCGGGGCCGGCGAGGCCGUGGACCCCAAGGGGCAGCACAUGCAGCUCAUGCCGUUCGGGAGCGGGCGGCGCGCGUGCCCCGGCAUGGGCCUGGCCAUGCAGGCCGUGCCGGCGUUCCUGGCCGCGCUGGUGCAGUGCUUCGACUGGGAGGUGCCAAAUCCGCCGCUGGACAUGGAGGAGGAGGCGGGGCUGGUCACCGCGAGGAAGGAGCCGCUCGUGCUCCUACCCACGCAGCGCCUCUAUCCACUACCCCUUCCUUGAAUGCUUCCAUGCAUCCAUCCAUGAACUUUGGGUCCUAGAUCCCGAUUGUAUCACAUACUCCCUUCCAUAAAUGCGCCGGUGCAUGAACAAGAAUGCAAUUGUAACAAUCCAUGGCACGGUUGCUUUGAGAUUGAUGCUACCAUUUUUUUAGGUGUUCUUCCCGUUUGUAUCAUAAGAGCAUCUCCAGAAACGUGUACUUUGGUUUUCGGGAGUA
Messenger RNA from Hordeum vulgare subsp. vulgare (domesticated barley), 1793 nucleotides. RefSeq names its product cytochrome P450 93G2-like. Gene Ontology annotation, molecular function: iron ion binding; oxidoreductase activity, acting on paired donors, with incorporation or reduction of molecular oxygen, NAD(P)H as one donor, and incorporation of one atom of oxygen; heme binding. The transcript is spliced from 2 exons. The record is from RefSeq and is a predicted model, not a curated record. Lineage: Eukaryota; Viridiplantae; Streptophyta; Magnoliopsida; Poales; Poaceae. Gene Ontology annotation, cellular component: membrane. Bases 41 to 1579 code for a protein of 512 amino acids.